Gekko japonicus is the source of this 2931-nucleotide messenger RNA. It is a transcript of the gene CCDC14, whose product is annotated as coiled-coil domain containing 14. Gene Ontology annotation, biological process: protein localization to centrosome. The transcript is spliced from 13 exons. The record is from RefSeq and is a predicted model, not a curated record. Bases 1 to 2931 code for a protein of 976 amino acids. NCBI's taxonomy places the organism in Eukaryota, Metazoa, Chordata, Lepidosauria, Squamata, Gekkonidae. Gene Ontology annotation, cellular component: centriolar satellite.
AUGUUUGUCGAUCACAUUGGGCAGAACAAUCCUGAGCUGUGCCCGCAUCGCAGCGGCCAGCCACCGUGCAGCCUUGCCACCACUGGUUGGCUCCCUAAGGGCCAAGUUACGCUGCAGUGGAGGGUGCUGUCUUCUGGAAGGUUGACAGGGACAACUAAAAUAACAUGCAAUAAAAGACAGGUAGCUCUAAGAAAAGCAGCACAUUCUGAUGUAGAAUCUGGCUACUCUCUCUGCUCCUCGGACUCUGAAGAUCAGGUUGCAACUAUUCAUAAUGGCCUUGAUCGCUGUGCAGCAUUGCUCAAGGAUAUCUUACAAAAUGAGUCUGAACGAAUAGAAACUGUUCAUCAGAAGCCACGAAAAGCAAGCAAUGUCAAAAUGACUUCCAGACCCCGACUCAAUAAAGUGAAUGGUUCAAAGAAAAGGGGUGCAAAAACCCCUACUCUUUCGACGCAUGUACAUAAAGAAAUUGUGCCUGUAUCAAAUAGGAAACCAGCCUCAGUUACUAAAACUGUCGUUGAAAAAGACAGAAACCUUGUAAGCGCUGAACAACCCUUUGUCCAGCCGGUUCCAGCACCUUUCACCCAGUGUUCUCCUGUAACCCACCAGAAGUUGUGUGAGCAUGUGCAGACUCAAAUGUCUCUGCUAAAUAUCCAACCUCCACAAAUAGCCACUGGUAUUCCAGAAGUACCACUUUGCACUAUUCCUGAAAAUGGAUGUCAGCCAGUUGCAGCGUUCAAUUGCCGUUUACCUACUUCCACGCCGGCUCUGUCCCCACAGCAUACAGCUGAUCUGUCAGUCGUGCAGCCUGUUGUUUCCAUGGACAAUUGCAGCCAGCGUGCAUCGCAAAUGGGACCCAUUCUUGCACCAGCAGCUUUCAGUGCUUCCACUUCUGUUGCCAAAGUGCAGCCUGUCCCUACAUGUUCUGCUCUGCCCCAUGUACUUCAGACUACUUUGGACAAUCCCACGAGACGCACAGUCCCUGCAGCACCUGGUAAUAGAGAGGCUGUGUCGGAUCAAGGAAGCCAGGACCAACAGCUAAAAGAGACAGACUUAAUAAGAUGUAUUCAGGCACAUCUGGCUCUGUUGCAGGCACAUGAAGAAGAAAACAAAUGUGGGAAGGCUAAUGAAAAGUGCCAGGCUGUUGACCCAAUACAAGCCCAGUCCUUGAAUUCCCAAGAAGAAGCUGCUGAGGAACAUAGCAAGGAUAUUCUGAGUAAAGAGGAGGGCAUGGAUGGAGUUGACAUGGCACCAGUGAGAGAGACGAGUUGUCAGACUAGCUUUGACAAGGCAGCUUUAACCUCUCAACAAAGAGGCUUGCAAGAAACAGCUAAAAAAAUGAAAACAGUGAAGUAUUUUUUGAGAGAGCUGAAGGCCCUGCUCACAGACCACGAUAAUUCAGAAACCUUGAGGCUGCUGGGUGAAGUGGAAGACUGCAUAUCUCUUUUGCCUGCAGCUGUUGACAGUUCAAAUGCACAAGCCGAAAUAGCGCUUAUUCUUCAGCCUCUCAGAAGUGAAAAUGCCCAGUUGCGCAGGCAACUAAGGAUUUUGAACCAGCAGCUCAAAGAAAAAAAGAGAGCUGAAAAAGAAUGCGAUCUGGAUGGCGACGUUGAAUUCCUCUCCCUUCAGUCCUUGAACAGGACACUGCAGAGUCAGUUGAAUGAAUCCGUGAAAAGCACUGAGUUACUGCAAAAUAAAAACGAAGAACUAAUUAAAACCUUAGAAAGCCAAAGAGAAGAAGAGAGAAGAUUAACUAGAAUAAUCCACGAGAGAGAGCAAGAACUGCUUGAAAAGAAGCGACAGAAUGAUAUUGAAUCAACAAAGCUCAAACUGGAAGCAGAUGAGAUGCUGGCCCACAUGAAGAGUUUCCAGUAUAAGUUAGAAGCAGCUGAGAAAGAGAACCGGAUCUUGGGUAUCACUUUGCGUCAGCGAGAUGCAGAAGUGAACAGACUACGUGAAUUGACAAGGGCUCUGCAGGGCAGCAUGUCCAAGCUUCUGUCAGACCUCACCAUGGACACUAAACCAAAACUAGGAAAGAGCCUGUCUAAAGCUCUCCUGGAAAUCCAUGAAAAACAGCUGCAGCCUGACACGUACCCUCUCAGUGCUUCCAUAAUGAGCUACCUCCAAAACGUCGAGACUGAUCCCGUUCAGGUAAAUGCAGAGCCCCUCUCAAAAGGCGAGACGAAAGAAGCAGAUCAAAUGGAUGACCAGGCAGCUGAACGCUCUCCUCAAAAGUCUCCUCCUGGGGCACAAGUGGUACUGGCACCAACAAACACUUUCACCUGUCUCAAGGCUGAUAUGGAGACAGCCAGUGAUUUGAGCACUCUAGUGGGAGAAGACAAGCUGGAUGAGACGAUUUACAUCCCCUUGACUAGCAGUCCGUCAAAGAGAUUGGCGGCAGCACCUGAAAGAUGUGGCAUGUCUCUCCGAGAGCCGAAAAACCUUGACCCUGAUUUUGGAUUGGCUGAUUCUAAAUGGUCAAGCAGGUCUGGGGUGCCGGGCAAGGCAAAAGUCCUCGAUAAAUUCAGCAGUAGCUGCACUCUAAAAAAGGCUGUGGAAAAUAAAUCUGAAAAUAUGGGGAGGACAGCAAAGCUGGAAGGCAAGAGGCCUCAAACGCAGCCAAGAGAAAUAACAAACGGAGCUGCUAAAGAGAUUUUGGAUAAUCCAGGGAGACGUCAGCCUGAUAAAUUCUUUUAUACUCCCAUUUCACAUUGCAAAGAAAAUGUGCAGAAAAAAGGCCUUGGAAUUUCUGCUCCUGACUCAAGUUUUUCGACAUUUGAUUGCUUGUCAAAAAAAUCAGAAUGGACUAUAUCUUCCUUUUCAACGUUCACUUCUCAGGAUGAAGAGGACUUUAAAAAUGGUCUUGCAGCCUUGGAUGCUAACAUAGCAAGACUGCAAAAGACAUUGCAGAACAAUUUGAGUUCUUAUGGAUGA